This is a messenger RNA of Topomyia yanbarensis, 2323 nucleotides long. It is a transcript of the gene Exo70, whose product is annotated as exocyst complex component 7. Lineage: Eukaryota; Metazoa; Arthropoda; Insecta; Diptera; Culicidae. The record is from RefSeq and is a predicted model, not a curated record. Gene Ontology annotation, cellular component: exocyst. Gene Ontology annotation, molecular function: phosphatidylinositol-4,5-bisphosphate binding. Gene Ontology annotation, biological process: exocytosis. The coding region runs from base 111 to 2240 and encodes 709 amino acids. The transcript has 5 exons.
CAUUUUCUGUUUUGAACUUUUUACUGACAGAAUUAAUUCGUCAUCAAAAUAAAAGAAAAACAGUUCAUUUUUGUAAUCACUAAACAAAAAGUUUACAGUAAACUGGUGAAAUGAGCAAUUUAGAGAAUACUUCACAAAUUGAAACAAAGCUCGAAAAGGAGAAAACGAACCAAGCCCUGCUGAAGGAUCGUGUCGAUAAAUACUCUGAAUUGACUCGGUCUAUGUCAAAAAUCCUCAAUUCUUUCGAGCAACGUUUGGGGAAGCUGGAACACACAAUUCUACCCGUUUACAAUGUGACUAAGAAUCUUCAAAAACAGCAACAAAAUUUGGAUUCCACUUUGAGCUACUUGGAGCAGGUACUGUCCCAUUACGAUGCCUCGCAGGAUGUAUGCAACCUGAUUCAUCAGGGGCCAUCGGAAGGAAACAUCGCAGCUUUUCUCGACGGAUUGAAUAAGCUGAAAAAGGCUAAGGACUACUUUCUGAACAACAAUCCACAAAGUGUGGAAUUGGAGAACGUCACCAGCUUGUUCAACAAUGGCUGCGAAACUUUGAACAAUCAUUUGAAAUCGCUGCUGAAAAAGCAUAGCGCUCCGAUGCGGCCCGUCGAUUUGCUGGAUCUGAUCUACAUCGAGGAAGAUUCUUCCAACGAGGAUUGCCCAUCGAUCAAGCAGCUUCCGAGCAGUACCCGGGAGGAACUGAAUGUGAUUGCACAAUGGUUGGAUAACAACCUACGGCGGGAGUAUGUACAGAUCUAUGGCGAUGAGCGUUCGGAGGUGAUUAUGAGAUCGCUGCAAAAUUUGAAAGAUCACCAGAAGAGUGGAAGCUGGGGAAAUGAACCGUUGAAGUCCAGAUACUACGGGCGUCAGUCGGAUGCAGGACUGAAAAAGUCUACUUCCGCACGGUUGCAGCAAAUCUUCGAACGCAAGGCAAACAAAAUGCUCAUGAAAGCAUCCCAAACGCUCGGACAAUCCGCCGGGUUGGCGAUGCGGAAAAACUCCUCCUUCGGAGACAUUCUCGCAGCAGAAGAGUACGGAAACGAUAACGAUCAGGAGCUGGAAAAAUAUCUGGUACUUCUACUCGGCUUGCAAAAACUGCUAGUUUGGGAACGUCACCUGUUGAACGAUAUCAUUCCAACUUCACGUCACAACGAAGUUUUCUCCCGCCUUUCGCAACCGUCGAUUGAAAUGGUUGUGAAGGACGCCGAAGCGAUUACCGGGCGGGUGCUGCGAAGUAUCAGUCGCAGAGAGUGGUCCGCUGCAUUAGGCAUUUUCUCAGCCUUGAAACACGUCCAGAUUCUGCAACCUGACAUCGAUAAAAUUUGCGACACUGCUCAGCGACAGCAGCUAAGUGGAGUUUUGAGCAAACUCCAGCAGACCGGUUCUAAAGCGCUGGAACAGUUUAUAGAUGCUGUUAAAAAUGACUCUGGAAGUGGUGGGAUGGUAAGCAUGAGUUCCAGCACUAUAAGCUAUGGUGGAAGUUCAAAUGUACCGAAGGAUGCAACCGUUUACGAGCUAACCUCGAACACGAUUUGGUUCUUAGAACAACUUCAAGAACAUUGCGACACCAUCGGUAGCAUUCUUCUGGUGGAUUCAGUUUAUUCAAACGAUCUCGAUCGGAUUGCUUCCCACAAAACGGUUUCAGUCGAGCAAAAAAAUAAAGCUCUUCUGGGGAUCUACGUCCGGAAGGUUCUUGGCGAGUUGAACUAUACUAUUGCCACUAAAUCGGAACAGUACGGAGAUUUGGCCACAAAGCAGCUGUUCAAGCUGAACAACACGCACUACAUUUUGAAAUCACUGCAACGUUCCAAUCUGAUCGAUAUUGUUGCCCUCACGGAGCAUGACUGCGAGAAGCGUUAUCAAAAGAUGAUUCAAGAUCUCAAAAAAGCCUAUCUUAGUUCGUGGUCCAAGAUGCUAGCUAACAUCGCACCGUUGGAAGACAUUCCCCGGCCGAUGGGAGGGCGUGUUAAAGACAAAGAGCGAGCCAUUAUCAAGGAGCGUUUUUCCUCUUUCAACAAGGAACUGGACGACGCAAUGCGAACCCAGCGGGCCGUGUCCGUUCCUGAUGUACUUCUUCGAGAAGGUAUCAAACGGGACAACACCGAGCACAUUGUACCGCAGUACAAUGCGUUCUUUGAAAUCUAUUCCGAAGUGCAGUUCAGUAAGAAUCCUGAGAAGUACGUCAAAUAUCGACCUACCGACGUAACAGCGAUGCUGAAUAGCUUCUUCGAUGACACAAUAUAAAAUGACAAAAAAUAUAAGAUACCUGUUUAAGUUACGUUAAUAUAAAACCGAGUUAUGCUGCAAAUGCACCUUUUUCGCAAAAA